GUUAUCAGACAUGUAUAUAUAGACAGAUCUCAAAAUAUAUCCAUCUAAGAUCAGCAUCACCAACAUCACCAUAUCCCUUCGCAAACUCCCCGAGAUCUACAAAAUGGAGCGCCUCAUCUUCAACCGCAAUCACACCCCCAAGUCCAUCGUCCCCAUCAUCGGCGAGAUCCUCGACAACAACUACAUCCCCAAUGUCCUCGUCGGCGACGCCAUGCUCGGGAUCAUGGGCGCGUUCAUCUUCCCACGGUGCCUCCAAUUCGUGGUCCCAGACGACAAGAUCGACGUCGCCAUCACGACCCUGAUCGCAGCAGGCUUCCCACGCUGCGACGACAGCCGCGGAUGUCGACGCUACUCGACACACUUCCCCCUGGCCACCGCACACUUCCACCUCUGGGACGACGAAGAAGCCGGUACCACCAACCCCGGCAAGCUCUGCAUCUUCCAGAAAUCCGACAUGCUGCCGUCCUUCCCCUCCCUCCCCUUCUACAUCAGCGACUGCAACGACCCCUACUUCAUGACCAUCACGGACGACCGCCUCCCUGACGCGCCGGCCGACGAGGACCUCUUCGGCCGCUACCCAAUGGACACGUAUCCGGUGAGAAUCCCCGUCCCUGUCAAAGCGUGUGAGGCGGCGAUGCUACUGUAUUGUCGCGACCAGGAGCUGCAACUGAACAACGCGGCGUGGGAGGUCUGGCUGAUCCUGCUAGGCAAGUAUGUGUCGCAGUCAUCGCUGUAUCAGAUCGGGAGGACGGUUGACAAGGAUGGGAAUGAGGAGAAUCCAUACCUGGGGUAUUGGAAUGAGGUCAAGGGGUCGCAGAAUCGUGGCUGGCCGAGGUCUUUGGCCAAGCUACGGCUUAAGGUCCUCCGGGAGCAGGAGCUUUCUAUCUUGGCUGGGGUUGAGAUUCCGGAGAAGGAAGAGGACACGGAGGAGGACACGGAGGAGGAGGAUCAGCAGGAGUCGCCUGUGACUCCGGUGAGGGAUUAUGAGUCGUUUGAGAAGUGGGUGAUGUGAGUAUUCUUGUG
This is a messenger RNA of Aspergillus steynii IBT 23096, 1023 nucleotides long. RefSeq lists its product as uncharacterized. The transcript has a single exon. NCBI's taxonomy places the organism in Eukaryota, Fungi, Ascomycota, Eurotiomycetes, Eurotiales, Aspergillaceae. The record is from RefSeq and is a predicted model, not a curated record. Bases 104 to 1012 code for a protein of 302 amino acids.